Messenger RNA from Drosophila melanogaster (fruit fly), 8333 nucleotides. RefSeq names its product neuromusculin (gene nrm). Lineage: Eukaryota; Metazoa; Arthropoda; Insecta; Diptera; Drosophilidae. The record is from RefSeq and is marked reviewed. Gene Ontology annotation, cellular component: membrane. The coding region runs from base 651 to 6191 and encodes 1846 amino acids. The transcript has 25 exons.
GUUUCAAUUUGACCGUCGAAUGCAGAGAACGUCGGUACACCGCUCUUGCUAUUGCUAUCGGCCAGCUAAAACAAAAACGACCUGAAGCCAUAAAAACGCGUGUGAAUGAGAGGCCAACGAAAUAUCCAUAGCAUAAGUGAACAGUGAGCCAGUGAGCGCUUUAAAUAGAAAACGCGAAAUAGUCAACUCGAUGGAACGCAAGUGUAGGAAAUAAAUCGCCGUCUAGAUUAUUAUAGCAAAAUUGCCAAAAUAACCACUUGUGAGCCAAAGUGACACAAUGUGAAGAGCAAACGAAAAUAUAAAAAUAAAUUAAAAAACAAAUAAAUAAAUGCAAUAGGGUUAACUUAAACAUCACAGGGGAAGGAUUAUCAAAGGCCCUGAUCCAAAAUAAAACGAAUUAAAAAAAAAACGAUUGUUUAUUAUUUAUGGUAAAAUAAUACACCGUAGUAAUUUUUCAAGAACAGUCAAAUUUGGAAAGAAUGAAAUAUAUAAAGAAAUUAUGACUGACAACGGUUUUGAAUUAAAGUGAAAAGUGAUAUUGAUGCACUAAAGCAGCACUCGGAAAACAUCAACGAGGCAACAUACAAAAUUAAAGUUUUAAAAAUUCUUAAAAGAAAAUUUUGCGGUAAAGUGACUUAACAAUUAACGGUAUGGGAAACAUGGCGCUGAGGCAAUCAGCAAAGGAUGUUGCCAAGUCGAAUUGCGUCGCAGUGAGAAGUUCAAUAUCCCUAUCGCUGGUACUGGUGCUUUGCUUAGCGCUAGUUGAUAGCUCCACUGCACAAGUUGAUACCACCAUUAGUCAGCAAGAAAGUCAAUCAGUUGUUCUACCCUGCCCCGUCGAUGCAGAAAAGUGCGGAAAACUCCACUCACUAAAUUGGUUUAAGGGCGAUGAUCGCAUUGCUGCAAUGCUUCUUGGAGAUAGUAAUGUCACAAGUGUUAAUAAAGAGUUCGACGAAAGGGUAACUGUGGAGCAAAACCCAUACAGACUAGUAAUUAAGGACUUAAAAAUAGCUGAUGAAGAUAUUUAUCUUUGUGAUACUACAUUUUUUAUACCAGAAGAAACUUGUGAUAACUUUAAUGGAUAUCGAAUAGAAUUGAGAGUCUUAGUGCCACCCACUGAGGUUGUUAUCCUGGAUGCAAAAGGAGAUCGAAUCAAGAACGGCAGUGUAGUGGGGCCCAUGCAGGAACGCCAGUCCCUCAAAGCUACAUGUACUGUAAGGAACACCCGACCUCAACCUGAAGUGAGCUGGUUUCGCGGAACAAAGCGUUUGACAACUUACUCCCCCACUCAUGACUUAGUCGAUGGUCUUUAUACGUCAACACUGGAGUUGGAUUGGACAUUGUCUCGCGAAGAUCUUGCUCAGGAUAUUGAGUGUCGUGUGAAAUCUGCAGCAAUACAAAAUGUUACUGUAACUAAGUUUAGCGUGGAUCUACAAGUUCGCCCAACUAGCAUUGACAUUAAUGGCGUAAAACAUCACACAGUACAAGGCAGCAAAGUGGUUUUAACAUGUGACAUUCACGGCGCUCGACCGGCAGUAAAUCUUACUUGGUAUAAUACAACCACCAUAAUAAGCUCUGGCGAAAAUGAAAUAACUGAAGUUCGGUCUAAAUCGCUCGAAAAAAGCGAUGGCACCUUUCACACUCAAUCCGAACUAAUUUUUAAUGCCACUCGGUUUGAAAAUGAUCGCGUAUUUCGCUGUGAAGCUGAAAAUAUUGUUCUGCAAAUUAAUCGCGAAAAACCAAUUUCAUCAGCGCUCACGUUGGAAGUCCUAUAUCCCCCCGUAGUCAAAGUCAGUCCAUCUGCUAUAACUGCCAAUACAAGUGAAAUAGUUCUUCUUAAUUGUGAAUACUUUGCGAACCCAGCUUCUCUGACUCAAGUUGAAUGGUAUCGCAAUGAUAUUUUAGUGAAUGUCAAUGACACGACUCAUUAUAAAGGUGGUAAUUCGGAGAAUGUGGCUCUUGUUAUAAAAUCUACUGAAAAAGAGGACAUUGGAAAUUAUUCAUGUCAAUUGUCAAAUAAUAUUGGCAAAGGAACUUCUGAUCAAAAAAUAAAUCUUGACGUGCAGUAUGCUCCAACUGUUGAAAUUCUAAUGAUACCAGAGGGACCGGUAAAGGAAAGCGAUGAAUCAAAUGUUACUCUUUUUUGCAACGUGUUGGAUGCAAAUCCGUCUGUUCUUACCAAAGUGAGGUGGUACGCCAACUCUACGCUCCUUAAGGAACUUCCAGACUGCGAAGAAACAAGAGAGGACCUGUGUCACAUAGACCCCAGUAAACUCUUGUUGGAGAGCAUUGGUCGUGGCUUCUUCUACAAUUAUUCCUGUGAGGGAUUCAAUGCUGCAGGCUGGGGUCCACGAAGCGAAGAUAAAGAGCUGUUGGUACAUUACGAGCCAGGUCCUGCGGCACUAUCUCAUUUCCCGUUAGUCGCCGUUAAGAAAAAGAGUGUGACAUUCUCCUGUUCCGUAGAUGAUCCCGGAUUUCCAGAAUCAAAUAGAUUUCGUUGGCUACGCGGCGGUCGGGGUCCUCUGCAGGACAUUGUGACGAAGGACUGGACGGUGGAGCCAGUGGGUCUCGAUAGCCGGACAAAUUAUUCUUGCUACGCAUACAAUGAGGGAGGCAAAGGUGUGAUGGCCACGGUAAACUUAGAGGUACACGCACCCCCGUUCUUCAUCAAGAACUUGCCACCGUACACGGGCAUUUUGCAUUCUUCACCAAAUGCAACUUUGACUUGUCGCAUCGAAUGCGUCCCGCGAUGCGACAUAUCUUGGCAAAAGGAUGGUGUGCCAAUAGAAAGGAACGAUAGCCGAUAUUUUAUUAAAGAAAAAUACAUGGAUGCCUCCCCCGCAACGGGAGAUUUUGAAAGCAUGCUAUCAGUGUUGCACUUCAAUAUGCCAAAUUGGCCUGAUUCGAAAUUCAACAUCGAGGCUGAUAAUGCAAACUACUCAUGCGUAUCAACGGGUAAUAUCGUCGGCGGAAGCAUAAGAAGUCGCACCUAUUUUGGCAUUGAGUACGCACCCGAAAAUACGACGGUUUCGGAGAACAUUGUUUAUGUGCAGGAAGACACAAUACCAGGACGAGUUAUUUGCAAAUCUCGAGCUAAUCCAGAGCCUUCAUACAAGUGGAUUUUCAAAAACGAAACUAUUGCCAAUGGCAAUGCGUUAAUUAUUAAUACUGCUAUGAACAGAAACGACGAUGGAACAUAUACGUGUUUAGCUUAUAACAAGCACGGCAGCAGCAUUGCGAAAACCGUAAUUAAAGUACAAUUUAAGCCACGUUGCGAAAUCGAGAGACAGGAAAUCGAUGACCAGGACACGCUCAUUUGUACUGCAUACGGAAAUCCUAUAGAGGCAGAUUUUUCUUGGUCAAUUAAAACUGAAAAUGAAACAGACGAAAACUUGGGCAGCGGAAAAAAGGAAAAUUCGGUAGAAAAGAGUUUUUACAUAUUGCAGACGGACUAUGCAAUAUCCAGGACUUACAGAUGUGUGGCGAAUAAUACAGUUGGUUAUGGCCCAUUUUGUGAAAUUGAAGUAGCUGAGCAACUGGCAUGGUGGCAACUCUGGGAAAAGAACACUCUUAUCAUACUGGUUGCUGCUAUCUUGGGAUUAUUGCUGACCGUAAUUGUAAUAUGUUGCAUAAUUAUAUGUAUUUGCCGUCGCCGUCGGCGCCAGGAUAAAUUACACGACAAGUCGUCUUCACUAAGGGAACCGUUGACGGAACCUGGCGAGUAUGAGAAUCUACCAUUUCAUGGUCUGCAAACGGCACCUAACAAGUUCUCUACUACCCCUACAAAUUUUAAUAACAACACAAAUGCGGUGCGCGUUGCUCAAAGACCCAAGGAACUGAUUGGAAAUAUCAAUCAGCCAUCUGUCGGCCUCUACCAAGAUUGCCAGGCCACUCAUGAUCCACUAUUGUACCAUCAAAAAUAUUUUUGCGAUCAGGACGCACUUAAUGAUCAGAGAUCGCAGUACACCACAAUGCACCGCCCACCAAACAAUGUACAGUAUAACCAAAGCUUAUUUAAACCAGAUUCUAAUCUUCAAGAUCAACACAACCUCAGCAAUUGCAUUUCUAAAAGUUACACUGAGUAUUACCAGCAGCAUCAACGUUCGGAAAAAUUGCAAAUGAUAUUUCCACAAGGAGCGUCUAAAGAAUUAAACAGCAACUCGCUGUGUAAUACUGAUCAUACUCCACACUCGGCACUGGUUAAUAUUAACUUAAGGAAAUACGAUAGAACGGAAGAAGAAUUACUUGGCAAUAUGCCACGUGCGAGGCACAGAAAAGGCACUUUGAACGUUGAGAACAAAUUUUAUUCGCUAAAGCAUCUAGGCGGAAUCGAGGUAAGAAAUCAGGACCUGGAUAAAGACUAUCCCAUAGGUGGUACCACAUCAUCAACACCCUCCGCUACUGACGAUAGCUCCCUUUCCAAAUGCAAGAUACACAAUUCCCUUGGUUGCAAUAGGCUUUGUAAUGUUGGCACGAACGUUCAACCGAUGCGCGUAUAUGAUCCUCCUGGAUAUCAGAACAUGGUUUUGGAGCGCGCAGAUGAUCAAAUUACAUUAUCUAAAAAAGACGAGUGCAACCUGGCUACUGUACAAACGCACACCCAUCCAGGCAAAGAUAAAAUAAAAAAUCAUCAUCAUUGGAUUCACCAGCACCGGGAAAAAAAAGAUGAAGGCCUAGGUUCUGAUUUUCAUCAAUUGGAGCCUGAACGCAUCAGCAUAUAUCGGAGCGACUCUGGAAUUUCCAACAGCUCUUACGAGUCACAAUUUUCAAAACCAAAAAUGGCAACCCUAAACUCAUCCUCUGGUCCAUUAGUUCGAAAAUAUGCACACAGAAACAUUAAAGUCCAUAACAAUGUUUUCAAUACAAGUAAUGUUACUGAAAGCGAGGCACAAUUAGAUGACAGUUCCACAUUGCAUCAGUCCUGCACAGUGCAAAGUUUUGCCCCUUCGCACUGCAACCGUCCUCAACCAAGAAAUCGGUACAGCGAGGAGACUACUAAAAAUGAAUGCGAGCAGCAUCAGCUGGGUCACCAGAGCUUGAGGCCGGCUUCUACUCCUUCAGAAUGCAUUAGUUUAGAUACAUCCAGCAGAAGCGAAUAUAUCAUGUCGACAGUGCCAGCCCAGAGUGAUUCUGUUGAGACACCGAACGAGAAAAUCCAAAUGCUCGCUAUUAAUCCACUUCUAGUUAAAAAUUGGAACAAUGAAUCAUACACCGGUAACAAAAUUAACAAGAAACAGCGGCGGCAAACCAUUAACAACCCAUACGAACAUAUCCAAAGCCACCCAUAUGCAAGACCUGGCGACGUUUGUGAAGUCUCCAGAAAAGCCCAGAGCAACAGCUCAGAAGCAUUUAAAACUUACAAUUAUGGCUCCAAAUCUAACUCGAGUGCUCCACAAACAGCAGCGCCAGAGCAUUCGAAAGUCAAGAACGCCACAAAAAUCUGCAAAAAAAACGGGAUUGGCGCCAAUAGAGAACAUUAUGAAGGAAUGCUAGCUUCAAAACACAUACAGGGGUCAAGACUAGGUUCUCUAGCCGACAUCGAUGAUUUUCCGUCCCAGGGCCCCUUGAACGCAUUAGUAGGUAAUCCCGCCGAUUGCCUAGUGGCGAGACGUCCUAUACGAUUGCCGUUGCGUAAACAUCACACCUUCCAUUUCCAAAGCACUCAGACAGCCAACGGCAAGCUACAACAACUGAGGGAGCGACUGCAACUUCAGCUACACGAAAGUCGGAAGGUUGAUCAAGAAAAAUUUCCACUGGUGUUUGAUGCACUGGAAUUAAGUGAAAAGCAUGCAUUCAAGCCAAUUUCACCCAUACCAUCACUGAACAAUUCGGCAGUGCAGAGUACAGGGGAACAGAAGCAAGUCGAUUUUCCGAAACAUGGUUCUGUACGCCAUUUGAAAGGGGCAGAAGAUGAUGAAGACCUUGGAUACAGUUUCUGUGAAGAAGAAUGCGUUGUAGAAAACGAUAUAAAUCCCACCUCGGACAAUCUUAAAACUGCCCCGACCAACAGCUCCUGUUCAUCGACGGCUGUUGAAAGCGCGAAUCCCAUAAAUGCCCAAAUUUUUGAUGAUGAAUUCAUUUAUGCUGAUCUCGAGAGUCAACAUUACGGACCUAUCAAUUACAAGGCGGCUUCCCUAUACUCACAAGUAAAGAAAAAUAAGGAGUCAGGCGCUCUUGAUGAUCUUAAAUAAUCUUCUCUUUUGUUUUGACAAUGCAUUUUAAAUAAUAAAUUGUGGAUUUUAGCUUAGAAAAUUUUUGAAGUGUUUAGAAUGUUUAAUAUGGAGUAUACUGAAUAAAAACAUUAACAUACAAAAAAAUCUUCUGAAAGUUCUCUCGAUUGUGAUUGAUCGAUCGAUAUGUGAUUGAUAAGUAGAAUUCGAGAGAACUUUAUUUAAAAUUUUUUUAUUUUUAAAUUUUUUUUAAUGGCGGUAGUCACUGAAUGUUUUAGAUUAAGUACCAUAUAUAUUACAUUAAUUUUAAACCCAUCAUUUUUAUUUCGAGUGAAAAUCGAAUUUAUUUAUCUGUGCACGUGCGCCUUGAAGCUUAGUUUGAAGAAUAGAAAUAGUUUUAAAAAUGCGUCAAGAAAUUUCGAAGUAAACUGCUUACAUUCAUGCAAAUUUUAUAUUUAAAAACUCGGCAAAAAAAUUAAAAAAAAACAUAACAAAAAAUUGUGCAACUGUUCUUGCAACAUUAAAGAUUAGGGAUUUACCAACAAAUAUUUCCACCAUUACUGUUUAUGUAAGGUAAGAUGUAAAGGGAACCCGGGAAUACUCGUAUUUAACUUGCAAUUCUCUGUUUGAGAGUAAUCCUUGUAGAUAUGACCAUAGUGUGAUUAAAAGAUUUUUUCUAAAAUAAAGUUAAUAAAGUAAUGGUGAAUUAGAAUAUGAAAAGAGCAUGUUCAUUUUUUUGCACUUAAUUUUUCAGUAUCAAGAAUUAGGUUGACAAAGAGCUAUAUCCAUGAACGGCAGAGAAGCCUGCAUUUUGCCAAAAGUACUUAGUUGGUAUUGGACCAUCGAUCCGAAAUGAAGUUGUUGGCCAUAUCACCGCGACGUGGGACAGCAAGAGUAUUUUCUGUAGCUAGGACGUCUUCAUCGAGAUUCCUUUCAGUGUACGAACGUGUUCUGGGUGUGCUUCGUCAAACUGCCAGGAUUCAUUUGUUGACGUAGUCAGUCAAAAUUUGCAGCAUACUUGACGCCACGGUAUACAAUAAGCUACCCCGAUCUGUCCUCGCAGUUGAACAACUUGGCGCCCAAGUUUAAUAAAAGCCAUAUUAGGUCCAACACUGACCUGCGCCAUCGAAGUGUGGGAGUUCCCCACAGGCAGUUCGCCUCUAAGACUCAGCUCAAUAGGCUUAGAGCAAUACAAUCGCGAGCGGAACGACAUGCAUCUGGGCUACCCUGGUAUGUGAGCAAGCGAGUUAUCGAAAGGGACUUAAAAGUUGUCCCACUGGGAGACCAAAUAAACUUCCACAGCUGCCGAUAUGCCGACAGACAGCGCCCACCCGAACACGUUGGCGAAUGAUCUUGUCGACCCUAUUUUAAAGAGAAUACAUGUCUAAAGAGAAUACAUCCCCAUGAACUCCUUACACGUAAGAUAGCAUAAUCUCUCCACGGUACAUUUGUAUACAUCAUAAUUAAGGAACAGUAUCCAUAAUAUUAUCUUUUAAGCUACACAUUAUGUUAAGUUCAGAAGGAACUGAACGAUUCCUAGUGAAUAAUAAUUAUUUUACAAAAAAAAAAAGACAGAGAUUUCAACGCCAAGCACACACGAUAAGGACUGUUAAUCCCAAAUAAUUCUCAAAUGUAUAAGGAAUAUGGUUUGCAGUGUUCACUCAAGUGGAGAACGCACAUACUGGCCUACUGACUUCACAGGGAUCCCUGAUCUCUCGGACUUCGCGGUAAGCAAAGCUACUGACCCUACCAAAAAAUGUCCACCUCUGCCCGCUACAACCUGUGUUCGGAUCAUAGCAUGAUCAAGAUCCUCUUAAAAAGUCGUACCUCAUCUGCAGUGAAGCUUAUAAGGCGCAACACAAAUAUCAGCAGUUACAAGAGCUGGCUGGAAGAACACAUAGAUCCUCAGCCCGGAUUCUAAACUCCGAACGAAAUUGAUGAUGUGGUAGAUAGUCUCACUUUGCAGCGAACAUUGCAACACCAACAGUUGAAGUCCCUAGAGCCGCAAAUCAUAAUCAACAGAUUUAGCUACCAUGGUAAGAGAGAGGAAAGUACUGAAGAGGGUCCGGCAGAUCAGCAGACGCCGGAGUGACAAGACUGCGUACAAUCGAGCAUGUAAAGACCUCAAGAAAAUGCUUAUUGACCUCAAAAGUAAAUCUCUGG